Sciurus carolinensis (gray squirrel) is the source of this 3536-nucleotide messenger RNA. RefSeq names its product solute carrier family 2 member 9 (gene Slc2a9). Gene Ontology annotation, molecular function: hexose transmembrane transporter activity. The transcript is spliced from 12 exons. The record is from RefSeq and is a predicted model, not a curated record. NCBI's taxonomy places the organism in Eukaryota, Metazoa, Chordata, Mammalia, Rodentia, Sciuridae. Bases 37 to 1713 code for a protein of 558 amino acids. Gene Ontology annotation, cellular component: membrane. Gene Ontology annotation, biological process: monosaccharide transmembrane transport.
GUCCUGGCCAAGCUGUUAGCUGGGCCGCCGGGGCCCAUGGGAAGAAAACCAAACAUGGAUUCCGGGGAGCUGAGCUCUGCUCCCCUGACACAUGACAGGAGCCACCUUGGGCCUCCCGGAUCAGGGAGGGAGCUGCCAGAGUGUCACCACCAGAGCAGGAAGAGCGCAGUGCCAGGUCGGAGAAGAAGGAAGGACUGGUCCUGCUCCCUGAUCGCAGCCUCUCUGGCGGGUGCCCUCGGCUCCUCCUUCCUCUACGGGUACAACCUCUCCGUGGUGAACGCCCCCACCCCGUAUAUCAAGGCCUUUUACAAUGAAUCAUGGGAAAGAAGGCAUGGACAUCGAAUAGACCCGGAUACUCUGACCCUGCUCUGGUCUGUGACUGUGUCCAUAUUCGCCAUCGGUGGAUUGGUGGGGACCCUAAUGGCAAAGAAGAUUGGAAAGUUUCUUGGGAGGAAGCACACGUUGCUGGUCAACAAUGGGUUUGCCGUUUCUGCUGCGCUGCUGAUGGCCUUUUCCCUGCAGGCUGGAGCCUUUGAGUUGCUCAUCGUGGGACGCUUCAUCAUGGGUGUGGAUGGAGGCAUCUCCCUCAGCGUGCUCCCCAUGUACCUCACCGAGAUCUCACCCCAGGAGAUCCGCGGCUCUCUGGGGCAGGUGACGGCCAUCUUCAUCUGCGUCGGAGUGCUCACAGGGCAGCUGCUGGGCCUGCCUGAGCUGCUGGGAAAGGAGAGCACCUGGCCGUACCUGUUUGGGGCGAUUGUGGUCCCCGCUUUCAUCCAGCUGGUGAGCCUGCCCUUUCUCCCCGAGAGCCCUCGCUACCUGCUCUUUGAGAAGCAUGACGAGGCUGGAGCCGUGAAAGCCUUCCAGACGUUCCUGGGCAAAGCCGACGUCUCCCGAGAGCUGCGGGAGGGCCUGGCCGAGAGCCGCAUGCAGAGGAACGUCCACCGGCUGUCCGUCCUGGAGCUGCUGAGGGCCCCCUUCCUCCGCUGGCAGGUCAUCACCGUGGUAGUCACCAUGGCCUGCUACCAGCUCUGUGGCCUCAACGCGAUCUGGUUCUACACUAACAGCAUCUUUGGAAAAGCUGGGAUCCCACAGGAAAAGACGCCCUACGUCACCUUGAGCACGGGCGGCAUCGAGACACUGGCCGCCGUCUUCUCUGGCUUGGUCAUCGAGCGUCUGGGACGGAGACCCCUCCUCAUCGGGGGCUUUGGGCUGAUGGCCCUCUUCUUCGGGGCCCUCACCGUCACACUGGUGCUGCAGGACCAUGCCCCCUGGAUCCCGUACCUGAGCAUCACCUGCAUCCUGGCAGCCAUCGCCUCCUUCUGCAGCGGGCCAGGGGGCAUCCCGUUCAUCCUGACCGGCGAGCUCUUCCAGCAGUCGCAGCGGCCGGCGGCCUUCAUCCUGGCAGGCACUGUCAACUGGCUGUCCAACUUUGCUGUGGGGCUGCUCUUCCCAUUCAUUCAGAGAAGUCUGGACGCCUACUGUUUCCUGGUCUUUGCCACAAUAUGUAUGGCAGGUGCCCUCUACUUCUAUUUUGUUCUACCUGAGACCAAAAACAGAACCCAUGCAGAAAUCAGCCAGGAAUUUGCCAAGAGAAACAAGGCAAGUCCACCAGAGGAGAAAGGGGACUCAGCUGUGGCUGAGAAGGCGAAUGGAGGGCUGGAACCAGAUUCCUCGGCCACGCUGGACAACGGUGUCAAAAACAGAGUUGUCUAGGUGAAGUCCCACCAUUCAGGAAACCGCAGCCUUCCACACCUGGAGGGCUCGGAACUGUCUGAAGCCGUCCAAGUCUUACGUUACAACAAUCAGCCUGUGCUAACCUCGCUGGCUCCACUUAUUCACACCUGGAUCCCUCAGACUCUUGAAAGUGUCUCAUGCUUUUGUAGACUCAACCUUCUUCUCACAACUUGGUGGCCUGCCUUCUUCCUGACUUAGCCCAGUUUUGAAAAUGGGGAAAAUAAAAUGGAAAUCCCAUCUCAAAAGAAAAAGAUUCGGUCUGACAAAGGACUCUUUGGAAUUGAGGUCACAGUUGAGGUUCUAGUCCCAGCUCCCACAAGUAGCCUGGCCCUGCCCUCUUCCUGGACCCUGGAGCCUUGGUGAUCCUUGGCUUUGGUCUUGUUGCCAACCUUCGGCUCUGCCUGUGGCCCGCAGACUUAGGAGUGCCUAGCCCCAACCCACCAGCCUGAAGCUUCUGCCUUUCCCAAGCUGUGUUGCCCUGGGCGCAAGGCUGCCGGGUCUGCGGCUGUCUUCAGUUGGCAUAGUUACAGAGGCAUAAAGAUCAAUGUGAAGAAGGCCUAGAGAGGCAGCUAUAAGAAAGCACUUUCUAGUAACUUGGGCAGGGACUGCCAGUUCAACGCUGUUCAGGUGAAGCACAGUAUUGAGAGUGACUCUGAGCCUGGACCUCACCUGAUGGGAAAGAACACAGUGACUGACGGAUGGCACCCUCUUCAGGGGCAGGAGCCAGAACCUCAGCUCCCGUGCCAUGUUGGCCACAUCUAAAAGGAGUCACCUGAAGAUGUAGCGAGCUGCCUUGGAAGAUGGUGAGCUCCCCAGCCCUCCCAGUGCCCAACAAAGAGGGGCUGGAGACUCGCGUGCUGUUAAGGAAAGCUAGGCGACAGUUUUAGAAAAAGGGAUUUGGAGUAGACGUGCUUGAGUGCCCUUCCAACACGCCAGGGUCAUGUGGCUGGAACAACCUGCAGCCCACCCUUGUCACAACGGCCUUGCGAUUUGGUUAACUCCGUAUGCUCACCUCCAAAAUGAACCACAGUGCAAAUGACAAGUUUGCUAAAUGGCAGUAUUCUUGAAUUAGACCCAUAGGUUUGGUUUUAGGGUGGUAUAGACUGUCUGGGACCAGAGAGGAAAGGCUCUGGAUCCAGCAGGACCACCAAGCCCUUCAGUCUCCUCUGACCAUUCAUGACAAAGGAAGUGUUAGCCAAACCCUGAGUCCUGAGCUUCCUUCCCGUGGAGUAUUCUCGCAUCUGGUCCUCUCCUUUGGCUGACUGCCGACUUAAAGCGCCAUGCCAUCCGCUUUGGUGUGGCUGGAUAACGUGGGCAGUGUCUGUCGAUGUGGAGAGGAAGAGAAGUGCAGGUGCAAAAAGCAUGUGAGACCAAACAGGGUCGAGUAAAGGGCUGACUGGAAGCCUUGACUUUAGCUGGCUCUCUUCCACUUGGAGGUUUGGUUCAUAGUCAAUGAAUGUUAUUAGUUACCUACCACGAACCAGGCACGGGCGAGGCACAGAAGCUGCGUACACAAGAAAAUACACUGCCCUCACCUGCACAAGCUCGUGUCUGACCAAGAAGGUGGAAAAUCAAAGGGCUACUUAGUAAGGUGUCCUCGGUACUUGGGAGGGGACAGUGAUAUAGGAACAUGUAGCAAGAACUGUUGGGGUGACAGGUGAGAAACAGAAAAGCCUUCCCAAAUAAAUGACCAAAAUAAAAUAAUAUAAGGUGAGAAGACAGAAACUUUUCUUGCAUUUUAUUACAUUUGAAAAGCUAGUAGAGCCACAGUAAGAAUUUUUAAAAUAAAACAGUGAAACACA